CGUUCCGCCAUUGUAUGAAGGGAAGAAGUAUAUUUUGUGAAAAAAGUUCAUGAAUUUCAACAUUGGCAUCCACAUCUUGGGAGGUAUCUUGCAAAAAGAGUUGACAUAAUAGAUAUAAUAAGGUGGGUGGGUGUAUAUAGUUGCUACAGUGACCUUUCUUUAAUUACUCUUGACAAAUUGGACUAAAAAUCAUUUCAUUUUUGUAUCUCAUCAAAGGCUUCUUAUCCAUGGAUACUCAAUUUAUUCAAGGUGAAUCAUCUAUAACCAAAUGGAACUACGAUGUCUUUUUGAGUUUCAGAGGUGAAGACACGCGAAAGACCUUCAUCGGUCAUUUUUACACCCGAUUAUGCCAAGUGGGAGUUGAUACAUUCAUCGAUGAUGAAGAGUUGAGAAAAGGCGAUGUCAUUUCAACCAAACUUGAGAAAACAAUUGAAGUGUCUAGAAUUUCUGUUGUUGUUUUCUCGAAAAAUUAUGCAUCGUCUAGUUGGUGUCUUGAUGAACUUGUCAAAAUCCUCGAAUGCAGAGACAAGUUAAAGCAGAUAGUUUUGCCUGUUUUCUAUGAUGUUGAUCCUUCUCAAGUGCGAAACCAAAGUGGAUGUUUCGGUGAAGGUUUUGCUAUGCGCAAGGAACGAUCAUUUGGAGAUGAAAGAAUGGAGAAGUGGAAAGCUGCAUUGACUGAAGCUGCAAAUUUAUCUGGAUGGGAUUUGCAAAAUGUUGCUAACGGGCAUGAAUCAAAAUUUAUUGAAAGUAUUAUAAAACAAGUUCUCCAAGUGGUCAACCAGACACCGCUAGAUGUUGCUUGGCACCCAAUUGGUGUAGAUACUCGUGUCGAACAUAUAGAGUUGUUACUGCAAAAUGAAUGUGAAGAUGAAGUUCGAAUGGUUGGUAUAUACGGCGUUGGUGGAAUUGGAAAAACUACUCUUGCAAAAGCUAUCUACAACCAAACAUGUCAUCGCUUUGAUAGUAGUUGUUUCCUUUCAAAUGUUAGAGCAGAAGCUGAUGCAUUUAAUGGUCUAGUCAAGUUACAAGAACAACUACUAAAUCAAAUUCUCAAAACUAAGGACGUCAAAGUUAGCAGUGUUGCUGAAGGUGUCAAUCUAAUCAAAACAAAACUUGGGUCGAAGAAGGUUCUAAUUAUUCUUGAUGACAUCGACCAUAUGAGCCAAUUAGAAUCCUUAACGAGAGAAAGAAGUUGGUUUGGCGCUGGUAGUUUAAUAGUAGUUACAACUCGAGAUGAGCACUUGCUAUGUCGGCUUAGAGAAAAUGAGAGAUAUGAAGCCAAGCUAUUAAAUGACAAUGAAGCUUUGCAACUUUUUAGUCUCCAUGCUUUUAAUGGUUCUUUUCCACCACAUGAGUAUGUUAAUUUGGCAAAAGAUAUAAUCAAGUAUUCAGGUGGGCUACCAUUAGCUCUUGUGACGUUGGGGUCACACUUGCAAGGGAGAUCCACAGAAGAAUGGAGAUACGAGUUCAAAAAAUUAAGAGCGAUUCCUCAUCGUGAUAUUCAAAAGAUUCUCCAGAUAAGCUUUGAUGGACUUGAUCGUGAUAUUCAGAGUGUUUUCCUUGAUAUCGCGUGCGCCUUUCAUGGAUUUUCUAAGGAUGAAGUUUGCAAAACGUUAAAUGCAUGUGGUUUUAGUUCUGAAAGUGCUAUUGCAACUUUAGUUCAAAGACAGUUGCUCCAAAGGGGUCAUUUUUUGGUGAUGCAUGAUCUAGUGCGGGAUAUGGGAAGAGAAAUCGUUUCCAUGGAAUCACCUCGAGACCCUGGAAAACGAAGUAGAUUGUUCAACCCUCAAGAAGUCCGUGAUGUUCUACAAGGAAAUAAAGGUUCAGAAAAUGUGGAAGUGCUGGUGGUAGAACGAGGAGCAUUCAAGGGUAUGAACUUGAGCACCAAAGCAUUUCAGAAAAUGAUAAAUCUCAGGGUGCUUAAUAUCGAUGACUUAAAUAUUAGUGGAGAUUUUGAGCUGUUGUCCAAGGAGCUCCGAUGGUUGUCAUGGGAAGAAUGUCCUUUAAAAUGUAUACCAUCAAAUUUUCCGUUCGAGAAACUUGUUGUUCUGAAUAUGCGAGAGAGUAAUAUCCAAGAAUUUAGUUCGAAUUUUCAGCACUGUAGAAAUCUGAAGGAUUUGAAUCUCGCUAAUUGCAAGCACCUCGGAAGAACUCCAAACUUCAAUGGUUCACUAAGUCUCGAGACUUUGUGCCUCACUGGUUGCUCAAAUCUGAAGGAGAUCCAUCCAUCGAUAGGAAACUUGAACAGACUAACCGGUUUGUUUAUGAUGGAUUGCAAAAAGAUUUCAAAUCUUCCGAGCAGCAUAUGCAAGCUAAAAUCCCUUCAAUACUUGAACAUAAGAAGUUGUUCAUCUUUGCUAACACUGCCAGUUGACAUCGGAGACAUGCAAAGUUUAAGACAUCUUCUUGCAUGUGAUACGGGUAUAAAACAAUUGCCUAGAUCUCUUGAAAUGAUAAGAGAUUUGUCGAUAUUGGAAUUGGGAACCAGAAAUGUAGAGAAUAAAAGGAGUUUUUCUGGAAGAAUAGUCCAGAUACAAUCCUUGUCGAGUUCUGUUAGUCACUUAAGCCUAACAUACUGCAAUUUGUCCGAGGCUGAUAUUCCUGGAGAUGUUUGGAGUUUAUCCUCCUUGCAGCAUUUAGACUUGAGUGGCAAUAGUUUCCGCUGUCUACACUUUGAUUUUUCUAAGUUGCGAUCUUUGACGUCAUUGUUUUUGAAUAAUUGUGAGAAUCUUCACACACUCUCAUCACUAUCAAAUAAAAAUCUUUGCAAAUUGGAAAUUGCAAAUUGCGAGAAGUUGGUAGACAUUACAGGGUUCGACAACCUCCCUUUACAAGGGCAGAUCGACAUGCGUUACUGUACUUCUCUGCAGAAUCCAUUCAAUGAAGGCUUCUUUAGUGCCGCUGCUCUAUCAUUCCUUCCGGAAAAGCUAGAAAUUUAUCUCCAAAGCACCGAGAUCCCCGAUUGGUGCAGCAAUCAAGUGACAGCUUCAUCUAUCUGCUUCACUAUGCCCACAGUACAUGAUAAGAAGUAUCAGUUUUUAGGAAUGAUUCUCUGGUGUGUUCACAAGUUUGUUAUCGAAUGGGAUACCCUAAGUUACCAGCGUGGCUUGAAAUUUUUCAUUGUCGGAAAAAAGUAUUCAAUAUAUGAUUGGCGCUAUGAUUUUAGAAUACCCGAUGGAUAUGCAGAACAAUCAUGCGUACUUUACACAUCUUGCAUACAAGAACCUUUUCAUGGCCAGAUUAUGGAAGGCGGAGAAAAGAUUCAAAUCGUAGAGUUUGGUGGAGCAAUAGUAAAGAAUAUAGGGAUUCAUUUGUUAUAUUUAGAUCAACAUGGUAACGUUACAUCUUUGCCGGCACAGAUCGAUCAUUCUCAUGCUCAGAUGACGAACAAAAACCAGGAGAACAAACAGAAUCUCAGUGGAAAAGAACCACAAAAGAGUUUCAAACAGAGUCUCAGUAGAAAAGAACCAAAAAUGAGUUUCAGACCGAGGAUAUCCUUGAAGAAAAUCAUCGCUUGUUUUUUUGUUGUUUUUGUUUUUGUUUUUAGUUUUUUCUUCGUAAAAGGAAAUUACAAUGUGGAAAAUCGAACCCUCACCAUAAAGGUAGUGUUCAGGUAGUUAACCAACUGGUCGUUACUUGUUUCAAAUCUUAGUUGAAUGGAAAUCACAUAUCACUUGGAGGUUAACUUCUAA
This is a messenger RNA of Capsicum annuum, 3692 nucleotides long. Its product is annotated as disease resistance protein RUN1. Gene Ontology annotation, biological process: defense response; signal transduction. The coding region runs from base 228 to 3617 and encodes 1129 amino acids. The record is from RefSeq and is a predicted model, not a curated record. The transcript has 5 exons. Lineage: Eukaryota; Viridiplantae; Streptophyta; Magnoliopsida; Solanales; Solanaceae. Gene Ontology annotation, molecular function: ADP binding.